GCCCGGUGUAGAGAGCUUUGUAUCUGCUUCGUCGCGACUUCGUUUGUGUCGUGCUACCUGACUCUUCGUACCCUGUGCAACUGUCUCAUCAACUCCUCUUCUGGUCCCUGUUACGGAGAUAACUAGGACGGGGGGUCCGGGUUCUGCCGCGCCUCCGAUGCCCGAUCUGGACCGAAAUUCUCUCGAUUCAAUUCGACUUUGACCUCAUCGCAUAGCCACGCCUGUAGCAACGUCACUCAUUACUGUCCUUGCAAUUUUCUCAUCACCUCUUUGCUUUUGACCAACUGUCGCGCCGCUAUCGAGGCUUCCGCUAAUGGUACUUGCCCGCGUGGCUAACCUCUUCACCAUCGGAGACUCAACGAACAGCCUGAUUGACAACGGCCGUGGUCAUGCCACUGAUCCAGGGCAGACAGUGGAGCUCCCCAUGGCGGAUACCACACGGAGAGCAAUCGGGGAGGACAUAGACGAGGAGGAAGCGCGGCCGCCAUACCUGCAUGCAAUGCUAGCUGGAGGCAUAGGAGGUACCACAGGCGACAUGCUCAUGCACUCGCUAGACACGGUCAAGACACGACAACAGGGCGACCCGCACAUGCCACCCAAAUACACGUCCAUGGGCAACACCUACUACACUAUAUGGCGGCAAGAAGGUUUAAGAAAAGGGUUAUAUGGUGGGGUCCAGCCAGCGUUUCUGGGGUCCUUCGCCGGCACCGUCUGCUUCUUUGGCGCAUACGAGUGGAGUAAGCGGACUAUGAUCGAGUAUGGCGUCGCGCCGUCAGUAGCAUACUUCACCGCUGGCCUCUUCGCCGAUCUCGCUGCUGCGCCCGCCUAUGUCCCCUCCGAGGUCCUCAAGACCCGCCUACAAUUGCAAGGUCGCUACAAGAACCCCUACUUCAACUCGGGCUACAACUACCGCUCUACCGUCGAUGCUGCUCGCACAAUCGUAAGAACAGAAGGCUUUAGUGCACUCUUCCAUGGCUACAAGGCCACCUUGUGGCGUGACCUGCCAUUCUCGGCAUUGCAGUUUGCUUUUUACGAGGAAGAGCGGGGCUGGGCGAAGCGGUACAUGGAGUCAAACAACAUUGGAUUGCCAUUGGAGAUCGCUACAGCUGCCAGUGCAGGAGGCAUGGCCGGCGUUCUGACCACCCCACUAGAUGUAGUCAAGACGCGCAUCCAGACACAGCAUAACGUCAUCCCCGGAACAUCUACCAGCCUGCCGAAAACUACCCCCUCGCACGUGUCGUCCUCAACACACGCGACUUCGCAGAAAACAGCCAGCGCAUCUCGUUCGCAGAUACGACCAAUUUCAACGUCCUCUCCUUCGACAACUCUCAAAGCCCACGGUGCCGUAAUGCUCGAUACGUCGUCCGUGGUGACUGGAUUAAAAAUCAUUUACAAAACCGAAGGUAUCGCUGGGUGGUUUAGGGGCGUAGGGCCGCGGUUCGUCUGGACCAGCGUGCAGAGCGGGACUAUGUUAGUCUUAUACCAGACGUUGUUAAGAUAUUUUGAGCAACAUCCACUUGUAAAUGCAGAGGAUGCGUAAGAUAUUGUAUGAAUAAAAUGGGCUGGGGAGGGUAGGAUAUAAACAUUAUGCAUUAGUGGCGUUUGAAUUUAUCAUAGCUAGCAACGCAAAGCGAUAGACUAGAUCGUUGUAAAUACAACAUUUUUCACUCACACACAAACUGCUAGAAUGUCGCUCACAGGGUGUGCUUGUU
This is a messenger RNA of Cucurbitaria berberidis CBS 394.84, 1712 nucleotides long. RefSeq names its product mitochondrial carrier protein. The transcript is spliced from 3 exons. Gene Ontology annotation, biological process: magnesium ion export from mitochondrion. Bases 314 to 1540 code for a protein of 408 amino acids. NCBI's taxonomy places the organism in Eukaryota, Fungi, Ascomycota, Dothideomycetes, Pleosporales, Cucurbitariaceae. The record is from RefSeq and is a predicted model, not a curated record. Gene Ontology annotation, molecular function: magnesium ion transmembrane transporter activity.